This is a messenger RNA of Lichtheimia ornata, 1473 nucleotides long. RefSeq lists its product as uncharacterized. Lineage: Eukaryota; Fungi; Mucoromycota; Mucoromycetes; Mucorales; Lichtheimiaceae. The transcript is spliced from 12 exons. The record is from RefSeq and is a predicted model, not a curated record. Gene Ontology annotation, biological process: carbohydrate metabolic process. Gene Ontology annotation, molecular function: hydrolase activity, acting on carbon-nitrogen (but not peptide) bonds. Bases 1 to 1473 code for a protein of 490 amino acids.
AUGAGAAUCACUGCUGCCAUCCUUGUUGCUGCUGUUUCAUUAGCCUCGUCAGUACUUGCUCAAGACGGUACGCCAAACAUCCCUGCUGGCGGCUCAGCUGGUGCCUCCUACUCUUGCGACCCAAAUGCUUGUAAACUACCUGAUUGUUUGUGUGCUUCCACCUCGCCCCCAAAUGGUCUUAAACCCGAGGAUGUUCCUCAAUUUGUCACCAUCACUUUUGAUGACUCUAUUCAAGCCAAGCUUGUCGAGACAGCCCAUGAAUUGUUGAAUGUCAAGAAUCCCAAUGGAUGUUCCGCAAAGGGCUCGUGGUAUGUCUCUAUGGAGUAUACCGAUUUCUCGCUUGUUCAGCAGUGGUAUGCCAAUGGUCAUGAAGUUGCAGACCACACUUUCUCUCACGUUGGCUCACCAUCGUCUCAAGAAAUUGCUGCAGCUCGUGCCAUGUUGCAUGAUUAUGCCGGUAUUCCCCUUGGAAAGAUCCAAGGUUUCCGUGCCCCAUUUUUGAAUUACACCGCCGAAACGUUAAACAACAUUGCCCAACAAGGUUUCCUCUAUGAUUCCUCUGCCACCGCUACUGUGGAUGACUGCUACUGGCCCUACACACUUGACAAUGGCAUGGCUAAUGAUUGCUGGACCGGUAUUUGUUCUGCCAAUGUCAAGCUUCCAGGUGUGUGGGAAGUUCCCAUGUACGCUGUUAUGGAUAAUGCUAGCCAAGCACAAUUGAUGGACGUGUACCUUGCUGGAUCCGUGUCCGAUGUCAAGCAAUGGACCAGCACUAACUUUGACCGCCAUUAUAAUGGUAACCGCCAACCCUUCGGCAUUUACGUCCAUCCUACCCAUCUUACCACUUUCCCUGGUCUUGAUGAUCCCUCUGCUAUUAAGCAAGGUGUCGUUGAAGUCAUCAAGGAGAUCACUUCUAAGCCUGAUGUGUGGGUUGUUACCAAUGCUCAACUUUUGCAAUGGAUGAAGAAUCCAGUGCCCAAGAACCAACUUGCCGAUCAAGCUUACAUGAAGUGCGAGUUGCCUAAUACAGGCAAAGAGAUUUGCAAUGGUCUUGAAAACAUUACUGUUUCGGAUGCUGGUGUUGUAUCGUCGCCUUUGCUCAACAUGUGUAAUUUCAACACCACCAACUGGGGCACGUGCUUCAAUUGCCCUGGCAGUGCUCCUACACUUGAAAGUCCCACACCUAACGCCACCAUCCAAACCAAUGACCCCAAGUACCGCCACCCUGUGCCUGACAACUGUGACAGCAUUUGGUGGGAUCCUGUGGCGGGUGAAUGCUUGUGCACUCAACAAAGAUGCGCCUACAAAGAUACCGCUGUCCCUGUUGACACCAACAGCAAGAACCCUGAUGGCAGCGACUCUAACAAGGAUGGAUCAAAGAAGGAUGGCGAGAGUGCUGCUAUGACUUUGUCACCUGCUACGUUCACAGCUGCUCUCAUUUUCGUGGGUAGCAUUGCCACUGGCUUGUUUUAA